AUCCGAGAGUCUAAAGUGUAAAGCACUAAAGCAGUGCAAAAGAAGAAGGGGUCAAAAUGGAAAUGAAGAUCUGAAAUUCUGAAUUCUGACUAGUGAGCCUGCCCCCUCUCCGUCCCCGUUGUCUGUCCCCCUGCAGCCUGAAAUGACGACGGUAUUGUACCACAUGGUGUCGUCGUCAGCCCUAGUAUCACUGGGACUAUACAACCUAAUCUCCACCACACGCAACUACCUGAAAUUCCCACACACCUACGCAGCAAAACUGUUCCACCCAUUCCCAUUCCCAUCCACCACGCUCCGCCACGUGCCCAUCUACCUCACCCUCCUCUCCCUCUUCCUCUCCAUCAUCCACCAACUCAUCCUCUCCUUCUACCCUGACCCCCUUCUCAAAGGCCACACCCCCGUCCACCGCCUCACCUCCCUCCACUCCGCCACCCUCCUCUUCCUCUUCCUCCUCCUCUCCCUCCUCAUCCUCUUCUCCGACUCCCUCUCCUUCGACAACUCUCUCCUCUUCGCCCUCUCCUCCGCCCUCUUCGCCCUCCACUCCUCCGCCUCCUCCACCGCCUCCGCGCUCCAAACCUCCGCCUUAGAGGCCCACUGUCUCCUCGUCUCCGCGCGCCUCUCCGCCAUCAUUUCGUUCCUCUGCCUCAUCCUCGCCGCCAUGCCCAAGCUCUUCUCCGCGGACGCCGCGCUCUCCGCCUCCCUCAUUCUCCGAGGGCUCUGGACGUUCCAGACGGGGCUUUCGCUCCACGUCGAUGCCUUCAUCCCCGAAGGCUGCCACCGGCUUCUUGAUGUCGUUAAUGGCGUCGAGGGAUCCACGCAGUGUGAUCUUGAUGAGUCGAAGCUCAGGGCUGUGGCGAUUCUCGACCUCGCGUUUCUUCUUCAGGUGGUGGUCGUUGUGGUUGUUGUGUUUGCGACCUAUGCGAUCGUUGCGAAGAGCGUCGGCGCCAGGAGGCUUGGAUCGUAUGAGGCAUUGCCCAUGAAUUCCAACUCUGGAGAUGCCAACCACCAAAGUGUUGUUCAGAUGAAAGCCAUGGCUGGCACACAGGCUUGAAAUGAAUCUUACUUCGAUUGUUGUAGUGCUAUUUUGGUUCUUGGUACUUUUAUAAAUGAUAUGAGUUAGUUAUGGAAUCUGAUCUGAUCUUGUGAAUACAGAAAAUGGAUUACUUAAUGAGAUUUCUUAAUGGUUGAUGGAAUCAGAUAUAUUUUGUUGGAUCAAGCUACUGAGCUAGUGGUAAAGCGAUAAAGUGAGUGAUUAGUCCAUAGAGGGUUCACAUAGGAUGGAAGUUACAAAUUCAAUGGUCAAUUGAUCCUUUACCAAUAUGCUCGUUUUAGAGGAUCUAAAUUUUAUUUUGCUAAUUUGCAUAUUCUUGAAGUGCUUUUAGUGAGAGAUAGGUUCUUUUUCUCUUUUAUUGUUGGUGGAACCAUUCAUUUGAUGCUUCUUUUUUCAUUAGUUUGCAUAUACUGUUGGACCUUUUAACUUUGCUGUCAAAGAAAGAUGCUCUAUAUUUGGUAUUUAACAUUUUGAAUUUAAUGAGUUGCUCCUCAGUCCUCAUAUGGUACUAGAAUUUCAGACGAAGAGUGUGUAUUUUACAUAGUAAUUCCUGUGUUAAAUCUUGUUGGUAAAUUGUUGAUAUUGAAGUGUUCUGUUUUCCUGAAAUUUUUUGCCUUAAAUGAUGUAUGACUAUGCCCCAUGAGGCCAUGAUUUUCAACUGAUCCAAUAUUUUCAUGGUUGAUAUUUGGUCUACCUGGUAGUUUACCCUAGCUCUUUGUUUACAAAUUAAAGUAUUUAGGUAGUACUGUACGGAAUCAGCAUUCAGGUAUCCUAUGAUGGACAUCAACAUCAUAAGUACAUAGCUAGUGGA
This is a messenger RNA of Arachis stenosperma, 1862 nucleotides long. RefSeq lists its product as uncharacterized. NCBI's taxonomy places the organism in Eukaryota, Viridiplantae, Streptophyta, Magnoliopsida, Fabales, Fabaceae. The record is from RefSeq and is a predicted model, not a curated record. The transcript has a single exon. Bases 143 to 1051 code for a protein of 302 amino acids.